Messenger RNA from Vicia faba (fava bean), 1698 nucleotides. The record is from the annotation of a GenBank genome assembly. Lineage: Eukaryota; Viridiplantae; Streptophyta; Magnoliopsida; Fabales; Fabaceae.
AUGAGUGGUGGUUCAUUGGGUAUUCGUUCUGCUAGUUAUGGAUCUUUGGAGAAGCAAUUGCAGAAUGGGUUGUCGCCUAUUCAAACGGGGAGGAAACAGGUUAAGAUGGUUAAGGAGAAAGAGAGAUUGUUUCAUUGGAUCUGUAAAUUUGCUGGCAGGAAGAAGGUGGGAAUGCUGUUUCUCUGUGUUAUAUCUGCUGCUGUUUUCGUAUGGGUUUUGUACGUUGGAAAAGGUGAAGAUUCACAGGAGGGGAAUGGUGUGCAAAACAUCAGUGUGAAUGAGAGUAUGUCUAUAAAUGAUUCUCCAUCUAUCGUCUCUGCGGCAAAGGCCAUUGCUAAAAAUUUGCUGCUACCCCCAAGUUAUUUUCUGGGUUAUAAUCUUCCUCCGGGGCAUCCGUGUAAUAGUUUUACACUCCCUCCACCACCAGCUGAUAAAAAGCGUACUGGGCCACGACCAUGUCCGGUAUGUUACCUUCCUGUGAAUGAAGCCAUUAGACUCAUGCCAAAGUCUCCCUCACCGUCUCCAGUGCUUAAGAAUUUGACGUUUACCUACGAGGAAAAUCUAAGCAGAGAUGCAGAAUUUGGUGGUUCGGACUUUGGUGGAUAUCCCACUUUGAGCCAAAGAAAUGAUUCUUUUCAUAUACGGGAGUCAAUGUGUGUGCACUGCGGAUUUGUUAGAGGAAUUAAACCUGGCCGCAACACAGGAUUUGACAUGGAUGAAGAUGACCUCCUUGAUAUGGAGCAAUGCCGUGGCAUAGUUGUCGCGUCAGCUGUAUUUGGAAAUUUUGAUGAGAUAAAUGAGCCAAAAAACGUAAGCGAGCAUUCAAAGAACACUGUAUGCUUCCUUAUGUUUGUAGAUGAAGAAACAGAAAAGUAUUUGACGAGUUCUGGCAGACUGGGAACCAGCAAGAAGAUUGGUUUGUGGAGAAUUAUUGUUGCACGGAAUCUUCCUUAUACAGAUGCAAGACGUACAGGGAAGAUUCCAAAGCUUCUACUGCAUAGAAUGGCUCCAAAUGCCCGCUACUCUAUAUGGCUUGAUGGAAAGCUUGAGCUUGUUGUUGAUCCAUAUCAGAUUCUUGAAAGGUUUUUGUGGAGGACCAAUGCAACUUUUGCAAUAUCCAAACAUUAUAGACGCUUUGAUGUAUUUGUUGAGGCCGAAGCAAAUAAAGCUGCUGCAAAGUAUGAUAAUGCCUCCAUUGACUUCCAGAUCGAUUUUUACAAAAACGAGGGACUGACUCCGUAUUCGGAGGCCAAAUUUCCUCUUAUAAGUGAUGUUCCUGAAGGAUGUGUAAUAAUACGAGAGCAUGUUCCUAUUAGCAACCUCUUUACUUGUCUUUGGUUCGGCGAAGUUGACCGAUUUACUUCUAGGGAUCAGAUUAGUUUCUCAACUGUCCGGGACAAAUUUUUGUCACAGGUGGAUUUUCAUUUUCACAUGUUCUUGGAUUGUGAAAGACGCAACUUCGUAGUUCAGAAAUACCAUAGGGGUGUAUUAGGGCGGCUAGCUGCGCCAGUGGUUGUUGCUCUCAACCCUCCACCGCCGCUCUUGUCUCCCCCUCCUCCACUGCUUGAAAAUACACAAGAAAGAGUUGUUAUUCCAAUAACUAGGAGAGGCCCUGGAAGGCGCGGAAAAGAUAAGAGACCGGGUUCUAAGCGCCACCGCAAAGUUGCGGCCGGAAAUAGAGACAUUGAAGCAAAUUAA